AUGCGCUUGCUACAUACAAAGGAAAGCCGUACGGGCAAAUUUGAGGUUUUAGAAUUCACGGACGACAGAAUCCCACCCUAUGCGAUCUUGUCGCAUACAUGGGAGGGCGAGGAAGUCACCUUCCAGGAUAUGUACGCAGAUGCAGUUCAUACUAAACAGAAAAACGGAUAUAAUAAGGUUCAACGGUGUUGCCAUCUCGCUAGGGCCGAAGGCUUCGAGUAUGUUUGGAUAGAUUCUUGCUGUAUUGAUAAGACAAGCAGCGCAGAAUUAUCUGAAGCCAUCAACUCGAUGUACCGGUGGUACCAGGAGGCUGAGGUAUGUUAUGCGUAUCUCGCGGACGUACCGUCUAGGAAGGGCUUUAAAGAGAGCAGGUGGUUUACGAGGGGAUGGACUCUUCAGGAGUUAAUUGCGCCCACGAAACUUACUUUCCUUGAUGAAGAGUGGACGGAACUAGGAAGCAAGGCCGAUCUUCAACAGGCUAUCUCGGAGUGUACACGUAUCCCGAUUGGUGUUCUCUCCGGGGUUGACGAUAUUGAAUCCUUCAGCAUCGCCCAAAGGAUGUCUUGGGCGGCGGAAAGAGUAACGACCAGGGUCGAGGAUCGGGCCUAUUCCCUCCUCGGACUAUUCGGGGUUAACAUACCACUGAUCUACGGAGAACGAGAAACGGCAUUUAUCAGACUGCAAGAGGAAAUCAUGCGCAUUUCCGAUGAUCACAGUCUCUUUGCAUGGAGGUCGCCUGACAAUCGUGGUGGUCUUCUUGCGACCUCUCCAGCUGCUUUUAUGGGUUCUCAUAAUAUUGUGCGAUUCAAUCCUUUUGAUCCUUUCAAUACCCCGUUUGCCGCAACCAGCACUGGGAUCGAUCUGAGAAUUCGCUUCAUGGGUAUUGGUCCCCGAGGACUGGGGCUUGCGAUACUUCAUUGUAAGGAGGAGGGCGGGGGAGAAAGAUUGAUUGCUCUCUACGUGAGAGAUUCUGAAUUCUUGACAAUGGAGCGAUUCGAAAGAGUUCACAGCGAAGACUUCAAGCGGCUUGAUCUUCGUAAAUACCGACCCUCGCAAUACCCGAUGCGACAAAUGAUCAUUCAAGCAGGCCGCCUAGCACGUCACCGAAAAUCAAAGGUCCGGGGGAGGUGUGACAGCAUCACUCCAGAUAUUUACCCUGAUGCUACACUAAUGGCACUUAUGGGAUUUGGAGAGCCUUCUGCACUAUUACAAGCAGCGGAACGAGGGCUCCAGGACGAAGUAUGGUUGCUGCUAACCCGCAGCGAUAUUGAGGGGAACCGGAGGGGCCCAGACGGACAAACUCCGUUAAUGCACGCGGCCCGAAACGGCCAUGAAACAGUUAUCAAGAUGCUAGCUGCUCGACGCGAUGUUAUCGUAGACUCAAAUGACGACGAAGGAAAGACGCCAUUGUGGUGGGCAGCACAGGCUGGACACGAGGCCACCGUCAAAGUGUUGGUUGAGAAAAGUGUCGAUAUAGAUGUUAGGGAUAGAGCGGGAUGGACGCCAUUAGCCAUAGCAUCUGAGAAUGGACAUGGAGGAACAGUUGGGAUACUACUUGACAAAGGUGCUGCCAUUGAGGGUACUGCUUGA
Aspergillus pseudotamarii is the source of this 1590-nucleotide messenger RNA. RefSeq lists its product as uncharacterized. Gene Ontology annotation, molecular function: protein binding. The coding region runs from base 1 to 1590 and encodes 529 amino acids. The record is from RefSeq and is a predicted model, not a curated record. The transcript is spliced from 2 exons. NCBI's taxonomy places the organism in Eukaryota, Fungi, Ascomycota, Eurotiomycetes, Eurotiales, Aspergillaceae.